UUUAACUCCUACUUAUCUCUCUGGCUUGGCUGUCUCACUUUGAGAACGUAGAAUCUUGUGGACCGGUCAAGGUAUUUCACAAGGGUAGCAGAGCAAGUAAUAUGCAGUAUUAAUAUAUAUCAUCCUUCUCCACCGGUGACCAUUAUUUCUAAUGCCGCCAAUCUGUCGCAUACACUUCAGUGGCCCUAUCGCUUUAUCUACUUCGCUGCAUCACUUUCUCACACAGUGUUUUUUCCAGAUUUCUCUUUCUUUUUGCUAUUCCUACAUGUAUGUUUGCGGUCUACGUUUUGCUGUCUCUUUGUGACAGCCCCUCGUUUCCUUGCGGUGUGGCACAGCAGCUUUGCUGCUGAUCCACGGAUAUGCAGCUACUCCCCCACACUCAAUACUUGGUAGUAUCCAUCCGCUUAUUUUGCUAGUUCUUCUAGGACUGCGUCUUGGAAUGUUCCAAUGACUUUCAUAACAGAGGGGGAGACAACUGGUUCUAUGCAGUAGUUUUGGAACAGCUGCUCGGUCAGUCUUUGUCACCGUUUAAGAGGAGCAUACGGCAAGGUACGUAUUAUGCAGGACGGCGUUAGAGAAAGUGAAGACGGGAAUAAGGCAUUGGUUGUUAGGGCCACACGAGAGUGAAAGGUAGAGAAAGAGCUAGGCAAGGUGCAGGUGACCAAAUGUGGAAGACAGAAGUGGUCAAAAGAUGGGUCAGAGAAGCUGGUGAGUGUUCGGUUAAACUAAAGGAUCAUCGGGGCUCUCUCUUUCACCCUUUGCAGUCCGCAAAAUCGUUCUCUGGCACCUCUCACAGCCUAAAACAACUGACCCGAGAGCUGAGGACCUCCAUGGACGGAAAAUACAAGGAGAUAGCAGAGGAGCUCUUCAGUCGCUCCCUUGCUGACAGCGACAUGCGUUCUGCUCCAUAUGAGUUUCCAGAGGAAAGCCCCAUCGAGAAACUGGAGGAAAGGCGACAGCGUCUAGAGAGACAGAUUAGUCAAGACAUAAAACUUGAACCUGACAUUUUACUUAGAGCUAAACAAGAUUUUCUGAAAAUUGACAGCAGCUCGGACUUACAGUUACUCAAAGAGGAACAUGAGGAUUAUGUUGAUUAUUUCUACAAGGAAGUUGUCGCUGAAAGAGAAUAUUUGAGAGUGUCUAUCUCUGGUGAUGAGAAGUGUGGGGUGCCAUUUACUGACUUGCUGGAUGCUGCCAAGAGUGUGGUGCGAGCCCUGUUUAUUCGUCAGAAGUACAUGAACCUCUCCAUGCAGAGUUUCUGCUGGACCACUGCCCAGCACCUGAAGGACCUUAGUGAGAGAACAUUGGACAGUCCUCCUCAGGAAGAGACAGCUGACACUCCUGUGGCUGCAGAUGCCCCAGUACAUCCUCCCUUCUCAGAGCAACAUCCAUAUGAAGUAUGUGACCCCAGCACCAUGCCAUGUGAUUUAGGCUUUGGACUGAAGAUGGUGGAUGGCGUUGUUCACGUUUACAAAAAGCAGGAGGUCACAGACAUGAGCACAGAACUUGAUCUUCCGUACCCAGAUCUGCAGGAGUUUGUGGCUGACAUGAAUGUACUAAUGGCUCUGAUAAUAAAUGGUCCCAUUAAAUCAUUUUGUUACCGGCGGCUGCAGUACCUGAGCUCUCGCUACCAAAUGCAUGUUCUUCUAAAUGAGAUGAAGGAACUGGCGGCUCAGAAGAAAGUGCCUCACAGAGACUUUUACAAUAUUCGUAAGGUGGAUACUCAUAUCCACGCAGCAUCCUGCAUGAACCAAAAACACCUGCUACGCUUUAUCAAACGAGCCAUGAAAAAGAAUAGUGAAGAAAUUGUGCAUGAGGAAGGAGGCAAGGAGCAAACACUAAAGGAGGUGUUCCAGACCAUGAACCUGACUGCAUAUGACCUCAGUGUGGAUACUUUGGACAUGCAUGCGGAUAGAAACACCUUCCAUCGAUUUGACAAAUUCAACGCUAAGUACAAUCCUAUUGGAGAGUCCAUCCUGAGAGAAAUCUUCAUAAAAACGGAUAAUAAAGUAUCUGGGAAAUACUUUGCCCACAUAAUUAAGGAAGUGAUGGCUGACCUUGAAGAAAGCAAGUAUCAGAAUGCAGAACUGCGCCUCUCCAUUUAUGGACGAUCUCGGGAGGAAUGGGAUGGACUCGCUCGCUGGGCAGUGAACCACAAAGUGCACUCCAACAACGUGAGAUGGCUAGUGCAGAUCCCUAGGCUCUUUGAUGUGUUCCACAGCAAGAAACAAAUUACUCAUUUCCAGCAGAUGCUAGAAAACAUUUUCCUUCCCUUGUUUGAAGUAACUGUGAACCCAGCAAGUCACCCAGAGUUACAUCUCUUUUUGGAACAUGUGGAUGGGUUUGAUAGUGUAGAUGAUGAAUCAAAACCUGAACAUCAUAUCUUCAAUAUGGAUAGUCCAUUACCUGAGAACUGGAGGGAAGAAGACAACCCACCUUAUUCCUAUUACUUGUACUAUAUGUACGCCAACAUGACGGUGCUCAACCAUCUACGAAGGCAGCGUGGAUUUCACACAUUUGUGCUACGACCGCACUGUGGAGAAGCAGGGCCGAUUCACCACCUGGUUUCUGGAUUCAUGCUGUCACAGAAUAUCUCACACGGGCUUCUGUUGCGCAAGGCUCCAGUGUUGCAGUACUUGUACUACCUGGCACAGAUUGGCAUCGCUAUGUCACCUCUCAGUAAUAACAGUCUGUUUCUCAGUUAUCACCGGAAUCCACUACCAGAUUUCUUAUCUCGUGGCCUCGUGGUAUCUCUGUCUACAGAUGACCCACUGCAGUUUCAUUUUACAAAGGAGCCAUUGAUGGAAGAAUACAGCAUUGCAACCCAAGUUUGGAAGUUAAGCUCAUGCGACAUGUGUGAACUAGCAAGGAACAGUGUUUUAAUGAGUGGCUUUCCCCACAAGGUGAAAAGUUACUGGUUGGGCCCUCAUUACCUGCGGGAUGGACCUGGAGGCAAUGACAUCCGCAGAACUAAUGUUCCUGAUAUUAGAGUUGGUUUUCGAUAUGAGACUUUGUGUGAAGAACUAACACUCAUCACCCAGGCUCUGCAGAGUGAAGAACUAGAGGCGAUUCCGGAGGAGAUUCUGUGCAUGUCAGGUGGGCUGCCGGGAGGUACCAGAGGGGAAGAAGAAACACCAGCUUUGGGUAACGAGAAGAGCAAAUCCUUAUCAUAGAGAUAAUGCUCUAGAGGGUAGGGGAGGAAUAGGAAAAAUGAAGGCUAACCCUGAACACGAGAGGAAUGAACAUGGGGUGAGAUAGACUCAAAGGUUUGCAGACAGAGAACUUUAGCAAGAUGAGACACCACUGGUAAGGAAGACAAUGGCCUUGAAAUCACCAAGUUUUGGCAUGGGACAGGCAGACAAGAUACCUUAAAAUGUAGAUGAUACAGGGUAAUUUAAAUGUUAAGUGAACAAAACGGGGAGUAGGGAGAAAAAAAAACCUUAAAAAAGUGAGAGAAAUCUGGAGUUCUGAGAAUAAAAUAGGGCUUAAAACCAUAAUCCUGAGAAAUCAAAACUAAUUUGUGGAACGUCAGGAAAAAAAAAUCUGAGAAUUUUAAAACCUACAUAAUAGUUUCUCAUAGAGUGGUAAAGGUUCCAGAAAGACAACAUGAGUAGAAAAGUUGGGUUUAUUCACUUGAGAGAACUGUGGUUAACACUCUUAUUAAAAAGGGCCAGAACUAUCACCAGCAACAAGGGUUGAGCUGACCUGCAUAAUGCAUAAUUCAGUGAGAGAAAAAAUUCACUUUUUCAGCAAUUUAUUAUAUAGGGCCAGCAAAACUCUAACUGUAGCAGAAGAUCACUUGGUUAGACACUUCAUAAUGCACAGAGAAGUCAAGGGAUGGAAACCACAACUGUCCUACCAAAGUCUUUACCAUCUUUUACAUUGAAUGACCAUCAUUUGUCCAUACAGCAACCAACAAUCCCUUGCAUAAGCCAUAAGAUACCAUGCGCAAGCAUACUUGGUUUAGAGAAUUCAAAACCGUUAUGGGCCCUUCAGGAAAUCUCAUGGAUAGGAAUGCAGCUUUCUGUGUACAGCAUUGGUACUAAUCAGAUUGGAAUUAAUACUAAACACAGAACAAAACUCAGAUGCAAUGAAAGGACAAUCUGCUCAUUAAGCAGUUCUACAUAAUUAAGAUAUGAAACAAGAAGGCAUGCACAGAAACCAGAACUAUAACAUCAAUUCUAAAAAAAAUAAAAAAUUAAUGUAGUUGAUACAUUAUUUACUUACUGUACUACAUUUUUUUUAUGUGAAAGUGUCCAUUUACCUAGGAUGCUUUCGGAAUGAUUACACAGAAUAAUUGAAGUGAAAUAAACCCAACUUUCCUUUAGCAGUAAGAAAAACGCAAAAUGAUGAAGUGGUUAGUCUGGAUGAAAAAGCAAUGACAAAGAAAGAUUGAGAUGAAGCUAAAUGACAUGAAUUUUAUGGACAGUUUGUAUAUUUAAAAAAAAAUAUAUAAGUAUAAAGAAACAGUGUAAGAUGGGUUGCUCUACAAAAGAUGAGGAUUGGUUUACAUUGAGAGUAAAAGAUGACAAGACUGUUGCCAACUACACUAAGUGCAUGGUCAGGGGCAGUAAUAUUCGUAAGUUUGAGGUGACAAAAGGCUGUACUAGUCUCUUGUUUCUGCUUGGUUAUUUGCCUGUCUGUGUUCAUGUGUUUUAUCUGUCCUUACUUUGCUCUGUGUGCAUCAGAAAUACAGAAACCUAUGUUAGCAAAAUUUACCAAAAAAACAAA
Spea bombifrons (plains spadefoot toad) is the source of this 4731-nucleotide messenger RNA. RefSeq names its product adenosine monophosphate deaminase 2 (gene AMPD2). The transcript has 19 exons. NCBI's taxonomy places the organism in Eukaryota, Metazoa, Chordata, Amphibia, Anura, Pelobatidae. The record is from RefSeq and is a predicted model, not a curated record. Gene Ontology annotation, biological process: IMP salvage; AMP metabolic process. Gene Ontology annotation, molecular function: AMP deaminase activity. Bases 666 to 3173 code for a protein of 835 amino acids. Gene Ontology annotation, cellular component: cytosol.